This is a messenger RNA of Ochotona curzoniae (black-lipped pika), 2592 nucleotides long. RefSeq names its product solute carrier family 9 member A2 (gene SLC9A2). Gene Ontology annotation, molecular function: sodium:proton antiporter activity. The record is from RefSeq and is a predicted model, not a curated record. NCBI's taxonomy places the organism in Eukaryota, Metazoa, Chordata, Mammalia, Lagomorpha, Ochotonidae. The transcript has 12 exons. The coding region runs from base 160 to 2592 and encodes 810 amino acids. Gene Ontology annotation, biological process: proton transmembrane transport; sodium ion transport; regulation of pH. Gene Ontology annotation, cellular component: membrane.
CCGCCGGCUGCAAGACACCCGGUGCCCAGGCGGCCGGGAGGUGACUCUGACUGCCCCGCCGUACCCGGGGCUGAGCAGCGGGGCAGUGUUCCGGAGUGAUGCGCUGAGGGCUCAGAGUCCCAGGCGUCUGAUUCGUGGGCUGCACCCGCUGCGGACCCCAUGGAGCCCGCGAACACCGGGCGGAGCCUGCUUUCGCCACAGCCUCGGCUGCUGCCGCUGCUCCUGCUCCUGCAGGUGGUGGGACCGGCGGGCGCCCUGGCGGAGACCCUGCUGAGUGCGCAGAGGGCCGUGGGCAGCAGCUCCAGCCCGCCCAGCCCCGCGAGCGUGGUGGCCCCGGGAACGACACCAUUUGAGGAAAGUCGGCUGCCCGUGUUCACCCUGGAUUACCCGCAUGUGCAGAUCCCCUUCGAGAUCACCCUGUGGAUCCUUCUGGCUUCCCUGGCCAAGAUUGGCUUCCAUCUCUACCACAAGCUGCCCACCAUCGUGCCUGAGAGCUGCCUUCUCAUCAUGGUCGGACUUCUGCUGGGCGGGAUCAUUUUUGGGGUGGAUGAGAAGUCCCCUCCCGCGAUGAAGACUGACGUGUUUUUCCUGUAUCUCCUCCCUCCCAUUGUGCUCGACGCCGGCUAUUUCAUGCCCACCCGCCCCUUCUUCGAGAACCUCGGCACUAUUUUCUGGUACGCCGUGGUUGGCACCUUGUGGAACUCCAUCGGCAUUGGGGUGUCAUUGUUUGGCAUCUGCCAGAUCGAAGCCUUUGGUCUCAGCGACAUCACUCUGCUCCAGAACCUGCUUUUCGGCAGCCUGAUCUCAGCCGUGGACCCCGUGGCUGUGCUUGCUGUCUUCGAGAACAUUCGUGUCAACGAGCAGCUCUACAUCCUCGUCUUUGGAGAGUCCUUGCUGAAUGAUGCAGUCACAGUGGUCCUGUAUAACUUGUUCAAGUCCUUUUGCCAGAUGAAAACCAUUGAGACCAUUGAUGUGUUUGCUGGAAUUGCUAACUUCUUUGUCGUGGGCAUUGGUGGAGUGCUGAUCGGCAUCUUCCUGGGAUUUAUAGCAGCAUUCACAACCCGCUUCACGCAUAAUAUCAGAGUGAUUGAGCCGCUCUUUGUUUUCCUGUACAGUUAUUUGUCCUACAUCACAGCUGAGAUGUUUCACCUCUCGGGCAUCAUGGCAAUCACUGCUUGUGCCAUGACUAUGAACAAGUACGUGGAAGAGAAUGUGUCUCAGAAAUCUUACACGACCAUCAAGUACUUCAUGAAGAUGCUGAGCAGUGUCAGCGAGACCCUCAUCUUCAUCUUCAUGGGCGUGUCCACCGUUGGGAAGAACCACGAAUGGAACUGGGCCUUUGUCUGCUUCACGUUGGCCUUCUGUCUGAUCUGGCGGGCGCUGGGUGUCUUUGUCCUGACUCAGGUCAUUAAUUGGUUCCGGACCAUUCCACUGACCUUCAAAGAUCAAUUCAUCAUUGCCUAUGGAGGCCUCCGUGGCGCCAUCUGCUUUGCGCUGGUCUUUCUCCUUCCUGCUGCCGUGUUUCCUCGGAAGAAGCUCUUCAUUACGGCUGCCAUCGUUGUCAUAUUCUUCACCGUCUUCAUCCUGGGCAUAACUAUCAGACCAUUAGUGGAAUUUCUAGACGUUAAGAGAUCCAAUAAGAAACAGCAGGCUGUCAGUGAGGAAAUCCACUGUCGGUUUUUUGAUCAUGUGAAGACUGGGAUUGAAGACGUCUGUGGACAUUGGGGUCACAACUUCUGGCGUGACAAGUUUAAGAAGUUUGAUGAAAAAUACCUGCGGAAGCUUUUGAUUCGGGAAAAUCAACCCAAGUCAAGCAUUGUGUCCUUGUAUAAAAAGCUUGAAAUAAAGCAUGCCAUUGAGAUGGCAGAAACGGGGCUGAUAAGCACUGUACCUUCUUUUGCAUCUCUGAAUGAUUGCCGUGAAGAAAAAAUAAGGAAGCUCACCCCUGGAGAGAUGGAUGAAAUUCGAGAAAUAUUAUCAAGAAAUCUCUACCAAAUACGUCAAAGGACUCUGUCCUACAACAGACACAACCUAACAGCUGACACGAGUGAGAGGCAAGCCAAGGAGAUCCUCAUCCGACGUCGGCACAGUUUGCGGGAAAGCAUCAGGAAGGACAACAGCUUGAAUCGAGAGCGCAGGGCUUCCACUUCAACUUCCCGAUAUUUAUCUUUACCUAAAAAUACAAAGCUUCCAGAAAAGCUACAGAAGAGAAAGAAUAUUUCUAAUGCAGACGGUGACAGCAGUGACUCCGAUGCGGAUCCUGGAACCACCGUACUCAAUCUGCAGCCCCGAGCCAGAUGCUUCCUGCCGGAACAGUUCUCCAAGAAAGCCUCGCAGUCCUAUAAAAUGGAAUGGAAGAACGAGGUUGAUGUGGAUUCCGGGCAAAGGCAGCCCAGCCCCGCUUCAGCACCCCGCAGCAAAGAGGGGGGCACCCAGACACCAGCUGUCCUGCGGCAGCCCCUUCUUUCCAAAGACCAGGGGAGGCAGGACAGUUUGACUCAAGAUGUCAGACCCAAGCCGCCCCCGCGGCUGGUCCGGAGGGCGUCUGAACCUGGAAACCGAAAAGCACGAUUUGGGGGUGAGAAGCCUUAA